UACAAACCACUUCAUCCAGAAAUUGUUGCCCUGCCCGACUUAAUUCGGUCAUUUACAAUGUCUUACUGGAUCCGUGUUGUCAGUGCGCUCCUUUAUCUUGCGAAUUAUUUACGCGCAGAAGUUACAGUAACUCAGCCGCUAUCGAAGUCGAUCAGUCCGGGGCAGAACUUACAAUUAAGCUGUACCAUGUCCGGGGCCAGUUUAGGGAAUUAUGACGGUGUGUCCUGGUAUCAGCAGAUUCCCGGAAAGACUCCCCGACUUUUAGUCUAUUAUUGGUCCAGCAAGGGAAGCCCUGGACGAGGUCCGGGAGUUUCAGAAAGGUUCUCCGGUUCUCAGUCGGGCAAUACGGGAUAUUUUACAAUAUCCAACGUUCAAUCGGAGGACGCAGCGGACUAUUACUGCGCCAUGUGGAAAAACGCCUUAAUAUUUGGAAAAGGAACAAGGGUGGCAGUGGGCAAUCCUCGGCCCCCAGUCGUGUCGGUCUUGCCCCCUUCAGCGGACGAAAUCAGGGUAAAGGGCAGCGCCACCCUUGUGUGUUUAGUGAGCGGGUUUAAUCCGGGAGCUGUGGAUGUUGAGUGGGCUGUGGACGGCAGCGCGAGAAGGAACGGCGUUGAGAACAGCCGACUGCAACAGGAGACGGACAACACGUUCAGCGUGAGCAGUUACCUGACAUUGAAAGCCUCAGACUGGAACUCACACGAGCUUUACUCCUGUGUGGUAAAACACGAGACCCAAACAAACCCUCUACGGGCAAAUAUCGCAAGAUCCCGCUGUACUGGUUCUUUUGAAGUCUCUGACCCGGCAUUACACGCUGACUGCUGUUCUUUGCGGGAAUGCGACCCGCUCUCGGAGUUUCAUAACCGGGCGUUGCUGUUCGGCACCCCAAAGGCUCGGCCUAAGUGUCCGGCUCGGCUUUGGAGGCCUAGCGUGUCGGGGCUCUGGAGAAGGGCGGAUCGAAGGCCGGUGUCACGGCAGGGGAUCAGUGUGUCGUCUGGCAGUGGAAAUAUCUACGGCUGUGUGCCCAGAUAUAUCAACGCGGAAGUUGCACUGAAUCAGCCACCUUCGAAAUCCACGACUCUGGGGCUUAAAGUUCAAGUGCCCUGCACCUUGUCUGGAACCUCUUUAAGGAGUAGCAAUAUUUACUGGUACCAGCAGAUUCCCAGAAAAGUUCCUCGGUAUCUGUUCUACCAUUAUUCGGGGAGCAGAAUGAACAGAGGCUCCGGAGUUCCGAACCGUUUCGGCGGCAACACGGCAACAUUGACAAUAUCGAGCGUCCAGUCGGAGGAUGCGGCAAACUAUUACUGUGCUGUGUGGAAAAAUGCUUACAUCUUCCGCAAAGGAACGAGGGUGGAAAUUGGCAAUUGCAUCUAUGACCCUGCUAGUGGCGUAGUGGCAUCAACAUUGGACUUCGGGACUAAAGGUCCCGAGUUCGAAUCCAGCCGGCUCCCCUACACGCUUUCCAACUGUGCUGGGUUACGAACUGUGGACAUUGAAUGGACCAUGGACGGUCGUCCAAAAAGGGAUGGCGUGGAGACGAGUCCUGUCCAGCAGGAAACAGACAACACGUUCAGUGUGAGUAGUUACCUGACUCUGCCAGCCUCAGAAUGGAGCGCACACGAGCGUUACUCCUGUGUGGUUAAACACGAGAGUCAAGUAAACCCGUUUGAAGAAACGAUCGCGAGAUCCGGCCGGAGAUCAGCUUUGAUUAAAUCUUUUUCGACGGCAUGCAAUUGUCAAGAAAACAAUCUCUGCCUCAAUGUCGCAAAAAGAAAGGAUCUGUCUGUGGACUACAGAAGGAAUGGAUACAGGCUAACCCGUAUUGACAGCAAUGGAUCUGGGGUUGAGAGGUUUAGGCACCGCGGCAUUCAUAUCGCCGAGGACCUCACGUGGGAACACGCAGUGCCAGCUCGUCACAGGAUUCAUAAGCGAGCUGAACAGUUGAGACGCCACUUAACCGCAGCACCUUCCGUGAGCUUCACUCUAUUAACUACAAUGUCUUGGUGGGUUCGUGUGGUCAGUACGCUGGUGGUUACUGCAAUUUAUAUCAACGCGGAAGUUGCACUGAAUCAGCCACCUUCGAAAUCCACAUCCCCGGGGCAGAACGUGCAAAUGCCCUGCACCUUGUCUGGAACCUCUUUAGGAAGUAGCAAUAUUUACUGGUACCAGCAGGUUCCCGGAAAAGUUCCUCGGUUUCUGUUCUACUAUUGGUCGGGGAGCAGCAUUUACCGAGGCUCCGGAGUUCCGAACCGUUUCGGCGGCUCAGUAUCAGGCAACACGGCAACAUUGACAAUAUCGAGCGUCCAGUCGGAGGAUGCGGCAGACUAUUACUGUGCUGUAUGGAAAUCAAAUGUUUGCACCUUCGGCAAAGGAACGAGGCUGGCAAUUGGUAAUCCUCGGGCUCCCGCCGUCUCCGUUCUCCGACCUUCCCCGGAAGAAAUCACGAGAAAAGGCACAGCGACGCUGGUGUGUUUGGUGAGUCGUUUUAAUCCGGGCGCAGUGGAUAUUGAAUGGACCAUGGACGGUCGUCCGAGGAGGAAUGGCGUGGAGACGAGCCGUGUCCAGCAGGAAACGGACAACACGUUCAGUGUAAGCAGUUACCUGACUCUGCCAGCCUCAGAAUGGAGCACACACGAGCGUUACUCCUGUGUGGUUAAACACGAGAGUCAAGUAAACCCAUUUGAAGAAACGAUCGCGAGAUCCGGCUGUAUCUAAAACUUUAUUUAAAACUUAAUCAAAAUAAA
Mobula hypostoma (lesser devil ray) is the source of this 2741-nucleotide messenger RNA. RefSeq lists its product as uncharacterized. The transcript is spliced from 11 exons. Lineage: Eukaryota; Metazoa; Chordata; Chondrichthyes; Myliobatiformes; Myliobatidae. Gene Ontology annotation, biological process: immune response; immunoglobulin production. The record is from RefSeq and is a predicted model, not a curated record. The coding region runs from base 58 to 2712 and encodes 884 amino acids.